This is a messenger RNA of Sclerotinia borealis F-4128, 3675 nucleotides long. NCBI's taxonomy places the organism in Eukaryota, Fungi, Ascomycota, Leotiomycetes, Helotiales, Sclerotiniaceae. The record is from the annotation of a GenBank genome assembly.
AUGACAGAAGCAAAUCCUGCUGUUCCUAAGUUCGCAUCUUUCCGGUCUAAUAAGCCCUCUAGCAUAGUUGUCGACCUCAAACAGGAGGAUGAACACAAACUAACGACAAGAGGCAAACAACAUCUCCAGGAUGAAGAUCGUCCAAAGCUUCAUCGUCGACGCCACAGAUCCAGAAGUAGAGAGAAAUACAGAUCUAGGAGCAAGGAAACUUCACAUACACGUGACUCGCGCCACAGAUCUAGGAGUCGAGAGAAGCACAGAACUACGGAGAAGGAAAAUGGUGAAAGAUAUGGCUCACGUCGUAGAUCUCGGAGUAGAGAUAGUCGCCGGUCUGAUCAUCGAUCUAUGAAUAAAGAUCAAAUUCAAAGAAACUCGAAAGAUGAUGCAAUAAAACAUCAAUCAGAGAUACCCGCGGCUGAGGAAGUUUCAGACAUCUAUGUGAUUGACAGAAAAGGAGAUGAGAAUAAUUUGGUGUAUGGAAGCAACCACCGCUACAGUGUUCCACCUUUUCAUCGAAUUGGAGCAGGCCGUGUCCUAGGUGCACCUCGAGACACAAAAAUUGACAGAGAAUAUGGAGAUGAUAAGGGUAUUGUGCUUAUCAAUUUGAGAGAAUUCAGAUCAAAUAAUCGGGAGAAGUACAUUUUAUCUAAAGUGGAGAGAGAUAGACCUCGCCUCUUGAAGAUUCGCCCAGAAGUUCUGGUCGAGGAGUCUUUCUUACACGGUGAAGAUUUUGUUCCACUUCAGAUUAACAGAGGCCAAAAACGAAAAAGAGCAAAUCGAGAAUCAGGCUCAAGUUCCAAUUCUGAGGAUGAUGAUACCCAUUACCGUUCAAUACAGGGGAAAGCAAAAAUAUCCAAUCAGCCCCAGGAUGACGCUUUUCAGUAUGCUUCGGAUAGCGAUUCGUCAGGAUCUGACGCUGGUCGAACUAUGAGACUUGAAUCUUCGAUCAAACAAAAGAACGUAGAGCUCUCCAGCCAAAUAGAGCAGGCCCCAGGUGAUGUACAUGCGUGGUUUGCUUUAAUUGAGCAUCAAGAUACGCUUUUAAAAGCAGGGGAUGACCAUCGCCGCAUCACUAAUGCAGAAAUCAGGAGUACGGCAGAUAUCAAAAUCCACAUGUAUGAAAAGGCUCUAGAUAAGGUACAGAACUCGAAGGACCGCGACAGGCUACUGCUGGGUCUAAUGGCAGAGGGUGCAAAGAUAUGGGAAGUCAAAGUCCAGGCGGAGCGGUGGGCACAGAUUGCCAAAGACAACAUCGAUAGUCUCGUCUUGUGGAAAAAUUACUUAGAUUUCAGGCAAAACAACUUUUCAUCAUUCAGAUAUGAGGAUGUUCGUGAAGUAUUUCUCGGUAGGAUUCGUUCUUUGAAAGGUAGUAUCAGCGCCGCACCUGGAUGGGCUCAGAGCGACAACGGCCCAUCUAGACCAUAUGUGGAAUCACUUUACCAACAGCUUCUUUAUGUUGUUCUUAGAGCCACUCUUUUCAUCCGUCAAUCGGGUUUUACAGAGCUAGCAGUGGCAAUCUGGCAGGGUGUCAUGGAAAUGAAUUUCCAAGGACCAGAAUCUAUACAUACCGAAUACGAGACUUCUACACUGACAGAAAACGGAAUACUCGAAUUGUUCGGAGAGUUUUGGGAGGCAGAAGUCCCACGGAUUGGGGAGCUAUGUUCUCUGGGUUGGCAAAAUUUUACAGAAACUGGCGAUGAUUCAACAAUCCCGGAUGCCCAGACUGAUGAAUCAGAGAUGUCACUUAGUGGCCAAGACCUCUUCAAAAGUUGGGUCAUCGCAGAAUCUUCUCGCAUAAAGGUUUCGAGGAUUCCUGCAAGAACGAUGGAUGAUACUGUGGAAGAUGACCCUUAUAGAGUUAUUCUGUUCACCGAUAUCGAGAACUUUCUAAUACUAUUGCCAAAAUCUGCUGCAUCCCUACGAAGAUCCCUUUUGAAUGCAUUUUUGAUAUUCUGUCAUCUGCCGUCUAUGCCUAGUCAGGACUACGAGACAAGUUUGGAUUGGAUCUGUGAUCCUUGCUUGUACAAUGAGAUGCUUGACUACGAUUCGGAAUGGAUCAAAGAGAAGUACUUUAGAAACCCUACUGAUGACUUGAUCGACGGUGGAGAAUCCAAAGCAUCAUCAAUCUUCACAACUUCUACGAUAAACUUCGCAAUGGCGCCAGAAUCAAUGUUCAGCGACAAUUGGUUUAGCAGCUUCAGACCAUGGCGAGAAUUAUACGGCAGCGAGGACAAUGGGCCUAUUCCUUAUGCUUGGGUUCGCAACACUUUGAAGCAACUCACACAAGCAUAUCCAAUAGUCGACUUUGCAGAAUACUACCUAGCAUUUGAAUGGAUCAACGAACCCGGUACCAUCAAAAAAGUUGCCAAAACUCUUCUCAAACAGCAUUCCUCCAAUCUCAAACUUUACAACGCAUAUGCCAUGAUCGAAUGGUCAAAGGAUAACCAGGAAAUUUCAAAUGGAAUCUACAAAGCCGCUUUAGGAAUGAGCAAAUCCACGUCUACCUCGCCCGAGACCAACGAUAGCAAAGAUUCGAUCCACCUCUGGAAAAGUCUAAUCUGGGCUUAUCUCUCAGCCGGAUCCAAAGAAACAGCACUAUCACAUCUUAUUUCAAUCCCACACGGUGCCCCCAUUCCCAUCGAGCUAACUCCCACAACCCUUCUCAAAGCCCAACAACAUCUCUCCUCAGCCCGCGACCAUCUCAUCUAUACAAACCAUCCUACAUACGCAGUCAUAUACACCGAAAUUCUCGCCCUCCUCAAAUACCUAACCACUACCUCCACCACAGCCCCCCAGUCACCUCAACAAGGAAACAUAACCUCUGCCCUCGAAAUCCUCACUACCUUCUCCACACAACUCUCUUCCCGCACAAACUCAGGUUCCAAAUCAAACUAUCCACAAACUCUCCUCCACCAAUCCACAGCCCGUCUUCUACACCACCACGCAAAAUUCGGUCCCUAUCGUCCUCGAACCCUUCAUGAGCAACUCACACAUUCAUUGAGAUUAUUCCCAAACAACACAAUCUUCUUUUCUCUUCUUACUUCACCCGGUUUGGGUACGAUGAGACUUAUCAGUCCGGUUGCGAUGAGUACGCUAUUUGGGGAACUUUUGGAUUCUUCUUCGACCCAUCUUACUCCACUUCCCCUCUACCUCCACAUCAUCCACCACCAUCUCCAACACCCACAAUCCUCAACUCCAAAUCUCAAUAUCAUCAAUUCAGCCUUCGUUUCUGCUCUCAAUCUUAAGGGUUCCAAAACGGCUUCGAAUUCUUCACUAUCAUCUUCUCCUUCGCUUUGGAAACUAUAUCUGUUAUUCCUCGAUAUGUAUCCGCAAUUUCUUCCAUCCUCAUCCUCAUCCUCAUUCUCCAAAGCAAUGAACCUCAGAUCUAGCAAUAAAAAUUUUUCCAGAGAAAUAAAUACCCAAAGAGCAAAAGCAACAAUAGAAAUCUGGAAACAGGCAAUAUCAAAGGUUCCAUGGUGUAAGGAGAUUUAUAUGCAGGGUUUUGAGAGUAUAUGUAAAACGAGGGGAGAGGGAGAAGGCGAGGGAGAAGUAGAAGUAGCAGGGAAAAGAGAUGAGGAGAUCGAUAGGCAAUUAAAGAAUAUAUGGAGGGUUAUGGGGGAGAAAGAACUGAGGGUUCAUGUUGAUCUAGAGGGGGUUUGGGAUGCGGAGGAUUAG